GAAGAAGCUGUUGUGGAGGCGAUCCCCUGCCACAUUCACAGCAGAUCCCUCAAACUGGGGCGCAAACGGCUUCUCCUCUGCUUUGCCAAGUAAAAACUGACAACAAACACAGACUACAGCACAGGACAGCAGAGGAUUGAAAGCUUGCUCUGGGACCUGAGACACCCGGGAUGGACAGUUCAGGUUAUGGAAUUGCAGCAAUGAGGAGAGGAAGCUAUGAUGAUAGUGCAGCUUCACUGCAUCCGCACCUCAGACACUUGGCUCAGAGACGCCGCUCUGCUCCAUCACUGGUGUUUGGGAAGGCUUUGGGGAUGCCAUGGUCCUCUAUCAGGGAGGAGGCUUCCUGCUGGGUGUCUGUGGAGCAGAGUCCAUUUGUCCUCGGCCUCACCAGCGAGAACGGAGAGCUGCUGCUGGACGAGUGCGUUCAGGUCACCGAGGGCUCAAAGACCAGGGAGAGACACCUGUUCCUCUUCAGCGACGUGAUUGUCUUCGCCAAACUCAAGUCGCCUGCAAGCUACCGCCUGAAGCACAGAGUCAGCCUCGAGGAUGUCUGGCUUUACAGCUUUGAGGACGAGCCGGAAGAAGAGGAUGGAGUGAUGGGUGAUAUUGACCUCAGGCUGACCCUCAUCCUGGCCUGGGCUCUCACGUUUUGUCUGGUGUGUUUUCGCUCGCCUGAGGUGAAAGAACGCUGGCUAGAUACUCUUCACAGAAAAGUUAAAGAAGCAAAAGCAAAGGCCGGUUCUUCUUCUUCUCCUCCAGACGUCCUGAUGAAGGUGUUGAGUGGCAGCAUCGCAACCAAAACUCUAACAGGAGGUGGCAUGGAGGAAUUGAUCGAGUUUCCACUUGAUGGUGACACAAAGAUCUGUGGUGUGCCAAAGCAGUUGAAUAAUCAAGAGGACAGGCAGACACAGCCCAUUGAAACCAAGUGGAACGUGGUGAGGAGGAGGCUCUCAAAGGGCCGCAAAAAGCGACCAGAAACAGAAAACAAGACUCAGCUGUUUGGACAGCCCCUCCGCAAGAUAUGCCCAGACGAUUGCUCACUUCCCAAACCAGUCACAGAGCUGCUGGUGCUGCUGAGGAAGAAAGGCCCGUCCACAGAGGGAGUGUUUCGGAAGCCGUGCAACAGCAAGAGCAUGAAGGACAUCAGAGAGCAGCUGAACAGCGGUGUGAACGUGGACAUGGGGACUCUGCCUGUCGUUCUGCUUGUUGGACUGCUCAAAAGUUUUCUGAAGGAGCUUCCUGGCAGCCUGCUGGUGUCUGACCUUUAUGACAAAUGGAUGGCAGCGCUGGACAAUGAAGACACCCAGCAGAGAGCUGUGGAAAUCACAAAGGUGGUAGAUGAUCUCCCUGGGCUGAACAGACUCCUCCUGCAGCAUCUGAUCUGCAUCUUCCAUCACAUCCUGGAGAGCGCAGACAUCAACAAGAUGGAUGCCCACAAUCUGGCAGUGUGCAUCGGGCCCACACUGCUGCAGCUGGAUGACACCCCGCUGGAGCAGCAGAAGGAGAAGAUGCAGAAGGUGACAGAUCUAACUCAGUUCCUGAUUGAGAACUGUGAGAUUCUUGGAGAGAAUAUCAAAGUCUUGCUGGACAUUGAUGAAGACUCUGUGUCCUCCCAGCAUCAGGACUCUGCGUAUGAUAGCACUGACCAAGAUGGUGAUGGAGAGGCAGGAGAGAGUAACAUGUCCACUCCUGCUGGCUCAACUUCUUCAUCCUCAUCGCCCAGUCCCAGCACAACCACCCCUACUUGGUCCGAUGCCACCUUCAGCACAAAAUCAGGAUUCGACCGCCGCUCCUCCGAGCCCAUCAUCCUCCUCUCAGAUGAACUCAAGGGCCUGUGCAGCCACGCUAGGAGCCAUGAAGACUGCUCCACAGAGAAGGGGGGCUUUGGUGAGCAGCCUCUCAAAAAACAGAUCUCUGACGACUCCUUCUUGCUCAGAGGUCGUGGAGGUGCCAGGCCAGUUCUGUCUUUUUCAAAACUGAACAACAACUCCAAUGGGGAUCUACAGCCUUUCAUGGGCAAAGACUGUUCUUGCUCUUCCCUAGACAGUACUACCUCUAACCAUUCAGAGUGCUCCGUUUUCACCAGUUCCCCAAUGGUGUCACCAGGAUGCUCCAGGAAGGCAAACACCAGCAGCCAGCCUUCAGUGGUUGCUAAGGGACAGCACGACAUUAACAAACCAGAAGAAAAGAGGCGCUCACAGUCCAUGAGAAUUACCCCUAAAGUCUUAUUGAGGACCAGGAGCUUAGGAGCUUUCAGCAGGAGCAGCCAGAAAAAAGACUCUCAGAAGGAAAACUCCUUUCCCUGUGAAACUCUCCAGGAGGACUUACAGAGUGAAGCAGAUCCACCAGCCGAGCUUCUGAACAAACCACGCCCUCUGUCGGCGAUUGAAGUGUUUAAGCAUGUGGACAGCAGGCAGCCCUGCAGCCCUCCAUCAUAUGAACAGGCAGUGCAGAACGUGGGCCCCCCUCCACGGUAUCGCUCAAUGACUGUAAAAGAUGCCAUAGAGGUGGAGAUGAGGUCUCGUCCAUCUUCUGUAAAUUAUGACUUUCCAGCUACCUGCUCUUUCAAGCAAUUUGUGUGCAGUCAGGACUCCUUUGGUCAGGAAGCCAACGUUGUCGAGCUACGACAGCCUUUUCGCCAGAGAGCCAUGUCUGAGUCUGUGUCUACGCGUCAACAUGAUGCCCUGUCACGGAGAUGCAGCCAGCCUGUGUUUGAGGAACUUUCUUAUGCAAAGGAGUCUUAUGUUUGACUGACUUUAUGUCUCUUUUGCAGACUGGCUUGUGUUACAUAGAAAGACAAGAACAAUUCACAGGUGUGAAUUAUUAUAAGCAAAGCUAAAAGGACCAGUUAGCAACCCAAGCUUGUGCCUGAAGUCCGGUGUUUUAAUGUUUCACUUUCACUUUGAAUGAAUGUUAUUUGUGUGACACGGUUGCACAUUCUCAGUAGUGCUGUUAAGAGUACAAAUUAACUUAUGUGUUGUUAUGAUGAUAGAUAUUUAGUCUAUCACAAUGAAGCUAUGAACACAGUUAAUAUGCUAUGAAUUUCUGUUUUGUCUGAAGUUUUGUUUGUUAUGGUGAUAUAUACAGUAUAGCAUGUUGAAGACAAAGGUUUUUGUUUUUGUUUGUUCGUUUGCUUUUUGUCAAUCUCGUUCACUUUUCACCGGCUUCUUCUUCCACUACAUUAAAGCACUUUUUUUUAAUUUGUAUGCUGAAUUGUACAUAAAGUGUAUAUAAUCUUCAUCAACGAGUGUUGUGGUGUCACUGAACAGAAUGGAAAAAACAUGUAAGAAAAGCAAUUCAAUAAAAU
This is a messenger RNA of Archocentrus centrarchus (flier cichlid), 3307 nucleotides long. It is a transcript of the gene tagapb, whose product is annotated as T cell activation RhoGTPase activating protein b. The transcript is spliced from 14 exons. Bases 171 to 2750 code for a protein of 859 amino acids. The record is from RefSeq and is a predicted model, not a curated record. NCBI's taxonomy places the organism in Eukaryota, Metazoa, Chordata, Actinopteri, Cichliformes, Cichlidae. Gene Ontology annotation, biological process: signal transduction; regulation of Rho protein signal transduction. Gene Ontology annotation, molecular function: GTPase activator activity.